Molecule: messenger RNA, 2622 nt
Organism: Chanos chanos (milkfish)
Lineage: Eukaryota; Metazoa; Chordata; Actinopteri; Gonorynchiformes; Chanidae
Gene: cip2a
Product: cellular inhibitor of PP2A
Exons: 20
Coding region: 1-2622 (873 amino acids)
Source: RefSeq, a predicted model, not a curated record
AUGGAUGGGGCUACAUGUUUGAAGUCCCUUCUUUUAGCAAUCCGUCAUUACAAAAACAGUAAAUCUGCACUUAACGCUGCACAGCUUCAAAGACAGAUCAAGGAUGUGUCUGGACCUAAAUGCCUGAAGCUCCUGUCCUCUGAGCAGAUUCUUCCUAGUGAAUGUUUGAGUGGCUUGUUGGACGUUGCUGGAGAUCCCAGCACUGACUAUUCCCUAACAGAGAGCAUUGUAUCUCUGCUUGCCCAGCUUGCAUCUGAUGAUGAGAGCAGAGAGAACCUGCACGGUCGCUAUAACCUCACCAGCACUCUGACUGCUAUCAUCCACUGUAACAGAACUGCUCCUGAGGAUCCACUAGUGCUGCAGUGCCUUCAGGUGCUGCAGAGACUAACAUACAACAUGAGGACAUCCCACAGUGUUUCCUAUCUAGAUGAGCUCAUCACCUUCCUUAUGGUGAAUAUUCAGUCAAAUAAUGAUGACAUCACAAAGCUCUGCCUGGGCUUGCUGGCCAGUCUCUGUCGUCACAACCUCUCUGUCCAGACCCACAUCAAGUCUCAGAGUAAUCUCAAGGCCUUCUAUAAUGCACUAAUUGGCUUCCUGUCUCAUAACUCCCUGACUGUGGUCAUCUUUGCACUGUCCAUUUUAUACAGUCUGUCAUCCAAUGAGGAAGCAGCACAAAAGAUAUUUGGUCCAAAGAACAUUCACCGGACCUUUCAGAUGAUCUUCAACGUGACUGUCAAUGGUGACGGUUCUCUGGCCAGGAAUUACGCUGUUGACCUGCUCGUCGACCUCCUGAAAAACUCUAAAAUGGCAGAUUUCCUCACUAAAUAUGAGCAACUCCCUCGCUCUCUGUCUGAGGUCCUAGGUCUACUACAGGGCAAAGACCCUGAUGCUGCAGCUAAGGUUCUGGAGUUGUUGGUAUCUCUGUGCUCUGUGCCUGCUUUGCGGAGGCUGAUCUGUGAGAUUGUCUUCUGCCCUGCCAGGCCUUCCCUGCAGCUUGGUGCCAGGAAAGCUGUCCACCAGGGCAAGGGGGCGGGCCCGUGCAUGGCUCUGCUCAGGUGGGCCACAGGGCCCCUGGAUAAACCAGAGCAGUGCUACCUCCAGUCUCUGAUGCUGCUUACUGAACUAUUUGAGGAGGUGAUUGAUUCUUCUCAGUCACAUUCUGUGGAAUCGUUUGCUGAUCUCCUGCUUUCGACCCUGUUGAACCUGUUGAAGGUUCCGGAGCCUCCUCUGGCUGGUCAUCAGUUGAAGAGGCAUUGCGAGCGUGUGGGACGGGCUGUGGAUCUAUUACUGGUCCUGUGUAGGGAUGAUGUUCUGAGGAACCUACAAGCUCAGCAUAUCAGCUCAGACCUGUGCGCGUCUCAGGUUGAGUUCCUGCUCUCCAGCAGUCAGGGAGACCCUGCAUCUGGCUUUGUCUCUAACUCCAACCUCAGUAGCCAGGUGUGUUCAGUAGUUGUGCUGAAAAUUCUGGAGCUCAUGAGUCAACUGAAGCAGCAGGUGACCGACAUGGAGACGUGUUUUUACAGGACCCUCCAGGAGCAGAGGAUAGCCGUGCCUCUUUCUCUAGCACUCACGUCUGUCUACAGGGAGCACGUGCAAACGGCUCUACGCAUUUUGACGGAGGCAGUGACCCUGCCGGACUUCCCCUUUAUUGUGCUGGGUGAAAGCAUCGCGGCAAACAACGCGUACUGUCAGCGGGAAGGAGAGCUGGGUGGGAGAAGCGCAGUCGAUCGUGGUGACCUGUCAACAAUCUUACCCUUAUCCACACCGGCUUCUGCAAAUCCAGCGAGGUCUUCUCUCCAGAACAUUGAUAAUCUGAUAGAAACCCUCCAGAGUGGCGUGCAGUUACAGGAGCAGAUUAAGGAUGUCCAUGUGUCGGAAAUUAUUGACGUAUACGAACAGAAGAUCUCUGCCUUGGUGUCUGAGGAGAGUCGCCUUCAGGAUUUGUUGGAAGCCAAAGCCCUGGCGUUGUCACAGGCAGAUCGACUCAUCGCUCAGAGUCGUUGUCAGAGGGCGCAAGCUGAGGCGGAGGCCCGUAAGCUUGCAUCUCUGCUGAAGGAGGCGGAGAGAAGAAAAGAGGAGCUGCAGACAGAGUUGAGUGAACAGAGGAUGGAAAUGGAGCGACUGAGGGCAGAUUCUCGACAGAUAUCGGAGCACAACGGUCGACUUCUGGCUCUGUCUGAAGCUCAUCAGGCCUUAAAGGGGUCCCAUACAGAGCUCUGCAACAGACUGAACGAGCGUGAGAGGAUGCUGGAGGAGCUGCAAGCUGCCCACAUCUCCCUGACCCAGAAAACUGAGAGACAGAUCGAAGCCCUGAAAACACAAGUGCAAGAAAAAGACAGAAACAUAUCAGACCUGCAGACUGAGUUAGAUAGACAGGGGCAGAGGGCUUCUGACAUGGAGAUAACGAUCAGUGCUAUGAAAAAAGAACUAAAAACGAUCGAGCAGGCCAGGAAGGAUGCCAGCAUCAAGGCCUCCUCCCUGGAACUGCAGAAGUCCCAGUUGGAGGCCAAGCUACAGAAGAAAGAAGAAGAGCUGAGCAAACAUACCCAAAUGAUAGCUAUGAUCCACAGCCUAAGCAGUGGCAAGCUCAAAGGGGAUGUAACAGCUAACCUGUCUCUCUGA